Molecule: messenger RNA, 447 nt
Organism: Rosa rugosa (rugosa rose)
Lineage: Eukaryota; Viridiplantae; Streptophyta; Magnoliopsida; Rosales; Rosaceae
Product: cold and drought-regulated protein CORA-like
Exons: 1
Coding region: 1-447 (148 amino acids)
Source: RefSeq, a predicted model, not a curated record
AUGUCCAGAAAGUAUGUUAUUUUUGGUGGUGGACAUGCAGAGGGUAUAGUGCAAGAAUACUCGGAGGGCCUGCACUCUGGAGGUUUGUUCUUCUUCUGUAUGAUGAUUCUGAUAACCCUCUCGGUCAUACCAUUUGCAAUAUUUGCUUAUGGUACUUCAUCUCGCAACAAGAAAAGACAUGAAGCAGAUGGAGGCGGCGGGGAUGGUCCAGAUGGUGACGGUGGGGAUGGUGGCUGUGGAGAUGGUCAAGAUGGAGGCGGCGACCAUCACAUAGGUGGUGGACAUGAUGUAGGUGGUGCACAUCAUGGCGGCGGCGGGCAUCACCAUGUCGGCGCACAUCAUGGCGGCGGCGGACAUCACCAUGUAGGCGGUGGACAUCACGGGGGCGGUGUACAUCAUCAUGUAGGCGGUGGACAUCACGGGGGCGGUGGACAUCACCACAUGUAA